Molecule: messenger RNA, 4697 nt
Organism: Chara braunii
Lineage: Eukaryota; Viridiplantae; Streptophyta; Charophyceae; Charales; Characeae
Source: the annotation of a GenBank genome assembly
GCCGCUUGCCACGUGGGCUUCUUUGUUGUCGUGAAGCUUGAUUGGUCAUCGUGCCACGUGUUUGCGUUUGAGGUUGUCUGAUGACGUGGCUGGUGACGGAGGCGAGAGAGAUUGCGGCUUGGCGCGCUACGAAGACAGCUGGAAGCGGGCCACGUCACCAUCUUCGUUCCUAUCUAUUUUGUCAUCAAUCGGCUGAUUGGUCAUUGGGAGAGAGACGGCGGUCUUAACGGAGGAGGGCGAGACGACGACGAAACGGCGGGUGAUUCUAGAGACAAAUGUAUGGUUCAUUGAUUGGCUGAUUGCUGACCAGAUGCAGCGUACUACGUUGAUGGAUGAAACAUUCUCGUCAUCACGCAUCUCGUCGUCUUAGACUGUAUACGUGUCGUCUCUUAGUGCCUCCACGUCGAAGUGACGCCACGUCGAAGUGACGGACGUAAUCAUCACCCUCUUCAUCUGUGAUUCGACAGUCGUAAACGACCAAUCAAGCAAUGACCGAUCAGGCAACAAGCUGUACUCGUGUCAUCAUCCCUUGAUGACUCCACGUCGGAUCGACUGACGUUAUCAUCACCCUUUUCAUCCGUGAUUUGAUCGUCGCAACGACCAGUCGAGCAACAACCAAUCAAGCAACGACCAAUCGAGCAACGACCAAUCAAGCAACGAUCAAUCAAGAUAUACGACCGAUCAAUCGAGAGCAACGACCAAGCAAGGUACGGCCGAUCGAAAAAAAAAAGGCAGCAAUGGUGGCUGUGCAAGUCAUCGGAGCAACUGCCACGUGGCCACCGUUGCAGCAGCCCCCACAUCAUCAUCAUCAACAAUCUCGUCAGCAGUCCAGCUGGAGAUCUGACGAUGUCUCCCUGCUAAUGAGAAGGGUCGGGGUCGGGGUCGGGGGUCGGGGUCGGGGUGGAGACUGUUGCGGGCACUGCAGGGGAGUAGGCUGUGAUUUGUCGUUUAGCAAAUCGGCGACCGGAUGGGGCAGAAGGGGGGGGGAUGGUGGUGGUGCUGACCUGUCGCAGUCCUUGUCCUUGUCCCCUCCGACGACGGCGACACGUGGCAGCAAUCAACUGCCCGAUUCCUCUGCGUUGGUGCGAGUCUUCUCGCCGCCACGUGGCAAGCAAGCAACGGGUCAUCCUCCUCCUCCUAAUAAUAAUAAUGAUAAUAAUAAUAAUAACUACCCUAAUCAUCGCCAUGAUGGGGUUCGAUACGUUAAACCCUCGAGGAUGACGAGCGGAUGGACACACGACGCUGAGCUGGAUGCGAUCCCGCUCCCGACGACGAGAUCGACGAAGACAACGAAGAGCUGCAGCUAUGGCGGCAGCACCUCCGGUCACAGUAUGCUGAUGCUAGAGGGGUGGCGAUGGGGGGGGGAGAGCAGCGCGAGGGUGGAAGGAGGGUGGUUGGUAGAGGGGGGGGUACGGCGGGAGGGGAACAAGGUGGAGGAGAGAAGAGGGGAGGGGCGGGGGGUGUGUCAAUGCCACCACCGAGAUGUGACGGCGACGUGUGGACCGUCCAUGACACCGCCGCCGCCAAAGUCUACGAGACUUAGGGGGGGUGGGUUCGUAAGCAGUUGGGGGAGACGAAAGGAGGAGGAGGAGGAGAAGGAGGAGGAGGAGAGGGAGGAGGAGGAAGGAUGGGUGAUGACGAGGAUGACCACGAGGUACAACACCAUCAAGAAGAAGGAAGGAAGAUUCGCGAGAAUCAUCGCCGCCGCCAUAGCCGAGUCGGGAUCGAGUGGAGUAUCAUCGCUCGGGGGGGGGGUGAGCGCAAGGGAGAGAGUGGAGAGGCGAAGAAGGGGGAUGAUGACCUGGCAAUCAAUCAAUCCAAGGCUUUGGUCAAGUGUGGGCGUCAACGAAAAUCCACUCGGCGUGCGGGUCAUGCAGGUGGGCGCAAGUAGGACGAGCGUCAUGAAGAGUACCUUAAGAAGGUGUAGGGGUGAAGACGGAGCUAAUUUGCUGAUGAGGCGGGGGGCGAGAUGGAUGUUGGGAUCUGAAAAGGAGGAGGAGCGAGAGGGAGGAGGGGAAGGACAGGGAGUAAGGAGCCUGGGCAGGAGGGAGGAAGAGGCGGGAAAGAAGAGAGGCGAGAAUGGGAGAAUAUCAGAGACCGAGGAGGAGGAAGAAGCGGAAGAAGUAGAGGCGAGAGAUCGAGACGAAUCCAGUGCUACGGUUACUCUUCCUCCCUCUCUUCCUCCCUCUCCUCCCUCUCCUUCCUCUCCUCCCUCUCCUACUUCUUCUUCUUCUUCUUCUUCUUCUUCUUUGUCUAAGUCAUCCCAGACUUCCUUGGCCUUAGGAGGGACUGCCAUCGGUUUGGGAAUUGUGGUUGGGGCUGUAGCACUGGUGGCGGGUAUUGGAACCGUGUUUAGGGCCCAAAUUAAUUCUUUUUUAAUGACUUUUUCGUCGGUUUUAGACGGUCUAGGUUUCUUUGGGUACAUCUUGUUCGUCUUUGUGUAUGCGGCUCUGGAAGUGCUGGCGAUUCCAGCCAUUCCCCUGACCAUGACAGCUGGCCUUCUCUUUGGUGUCGUCUUGGGCACUGUCCUUGUCUCCAUAGCCAGCACCUUAGCUGCCACCAUCGCCUUCUUGAUUGCUAGAUACGUUGCACGUGACAAGAUUAUUCAGCUCACCUCCAAGUAUCCGAAAUUUGCCGCCAUCGAUAAAGCUAUAGGGAGAGAUAGCUUUCGGGUUGUAGCGUUGCUCAGGCUAAGUCCUUUGAUGCCAUUCUCGCUGGGCAAUUACUUCUACGGGCUCACGUCCAUCAGAUUGCUGCCGUACAUCGCUGCCAGCUGGAUAGGCAUGCUGCCGGGAACGUGGACAUAUAUUUGCGCGGGAAGCGUGGGGAGAAGUAUCAUUUCACAGCCGCAGCAGGUAGGAGAGGGGGGGCCCUCGGUGUUGUCGGGACUGGCGGGAGGAGGGGAGAUCUGGGCGUUGGCGCUGGGGGUGUUUGUGACCUUGGUUGCGACUGCGUACAUCACCGGGAUCGCCAAGGACGCGAUAGAGGACGUAGAGUCAUGACGGUGGCGGGAACAGGAGAGAGAGAGAGAGAGAGAGAGAGAGAGAGAGAGAGAGAGAGAGAGAGAGAGAGAGAGAGAGAGGUAUAGAGCGCGUGUCACUUUCUCUACCCCGACCUUCCAGCCAUGCGCGCGGAGAGAUAGCGAGAGGCUACUUCGAUUCAUAGGNGAGAGAGAGAGAGAGAGAGAGAGAGAGAGAGAGAGAGAGAGAGAGAGAGAGAGAGAGAGAGAGAGAUGGUGGAGCAGCGGGAAGGACAAGAGGAAGGCAACUCGCUGAUGAUGUUGAAACCAUGACAUUGGAGGGGGGGGGGGAGAGAGAGAGAGAGAGACAGAGAGAGAUUUUAUUUACAGUUUCACCGCCACCGUUGUACAGUUGAUAUUCCGUGUUUGCAUGGUAAUCGAGGCAGCAAAGGGGUUGAAGGGUCGCAAGGAGAGAAGGGGGGUGUCUAUGGAGGGGAGGGAGUCAAGAGUGCAGCGCAUCGAUGGGAGGAAGGGUUCUCUAUGUAGGGGUGUGAGUUGAAGCGGCAAGGAUGAUAGGUGUGGGCACAUGUGUGCCUGCCUCCCUUUGGUGCAUACGAUUGUGUGCAGUGUGUGCAUUGAACUUGGGCACCUUUACAAUGUCUUUGGAUGAUGAACUGCGUCGGAUUUUCUACUUUCUAGUUCAGUAUCUAUUUAUCGACGAUAUAUGCUCACGUGCACGUGAACGGACUUUUUGCUGCGAGUGUAAGAUUCGACAGAUUGAGGUGCCAACAACACUUAAUCCCUAGAGUUCAGAUGGCCCCGAUGGAUUUUCGACGGAUUUUAUCCGAUCUUGUUGAUGUGAAAUGGAGGAAUGUUGUAAAGCGUCGGAUUCGACGAUCAGACGGUAAUGUGUAGCGCGUGAGAAUUAUGAUGAGAUAGAUGGCGUCGACCGCUUUGACGGACCCGAAGGAUUGUUCGGCAAGGUUUUGUGUGUGUCGAGCAACACAAAAGGGGUCCAAAAGGGGUCCAAAAGGGGUCAGGCGCUACAGAAGACUACCGCCGUUUCAAGGGAUGCGUUGUGAAAAUCUGCGGCGACAAGCAGAAGACUGAAGAGGAAUCUGAGGUGAAGGGCUUAAGCGGUUCAAGAGGGGUCCAAAAGGGGUCAGGCACUCUUAUUCUGUGCAUGAUUUUAGGCUUUUGAGAGAAAGAGAAAGGUGAACUCUCUAGUACUGUGAGAAAAGCCAUGAUCAGAUCUCAAGAGGAGGGCGGGGGGGGGGGGGGGGGGGUUGAGUGGGCACGUCGCUCUGGCGGGUGUUCGAAGAUUGGGCUGCUGAAAGACUUAGAAAAUAUAUAUGUGGUGAGUACAAGAGGAAUCUUAGGUGUCUUGAAAAUUUACCUGUUGAAUGGUUGGAGCAUAUGUGUGUGUGUGUGUGUGUGUGUGUGAGAGAGAGAGAGAGAGAGAGAGAGAGAGAGAGAGAGAGAGAGAGAGAGAGAGUACAAGGGGAGAGUGUUAUGUGACACUAUCUCUGGGAAGAAGGUGUUGUAAAAAAACCAUGGUUAACUAGUAGAAGAGGAGAUUGUUCUGCUGCACUAUCUCCCGGAGAUGGUAUCUCAACAACCAUGGUUGAUGAUGAGUACAUUGCUAGAAGCCGCUAAGGGACCGUAUGGUUAACCAAAAACAUAGUUAACCAACAUAGCUUUCAUCCAGGGUUAACCAACACAGUUAACAUUUAACCUU